Prorocentrum cordatum is the source of this 267-nucleotide messenger RNA. NCBI's taxonomy places the organism in Eukaryota, Dinophyceae, Prorocentrales, Prorocentraceae. The record is from the annotation of a GenBank genome assembly.
AUGGCGCCGCGCCUCGAAAAGGGCAACGGCCUGAUUGAGCGUGCCGGCAGCAGGUACGGGCCCUCCCUGCCCUCGCUGCUGCCGAUGCCGCCGGGGCUGCAGGUCCACGGCGACAGGGACGGCCGCAUCGUCCCCGUGCGCUGGGGCUCGCCCGCGCUCCCCCACGAGCUGCAGCUCAUGUCCUACGGCUACCUCAGGCCUCUGGAGGCGGAAACCUCUGGAGACCCUUGGGUAUAUCCGUGGCGAUUUCCAGAGACCUCCGCCUGA